UGAAGCAAACCGGAUACAUGAAUAAAUACUCUAGCGUAUAAUUAAUUAAAUUGUCUUGUUGAUGACAACCUCUGCAUAAAGGGCAAGUCUAACAAACUAGGCAACAAUCGCCAUUGAUUCUUGUUCUCUCAUUCAAGAGUCAGUAUUUAAACUUAGCUGUAAGGUAUGUUAACUUAAUAUAAGUCUAUAUUUCUCAUCACACCGGAAGAGAUGUCAAGAGCUCGACAAAAUUGUAUUCACGAAGCUUUGCAGCUAGAACCUUCGGCAUAUGCUAAAGAAGUUGGAUACAACUGGCCUACUCCUGAUCGAAGGUUAGCUGCGACAACGAAGUCAGGUCGAAAUCCGCUGGCUGCAAGAGGUCAGGAAGCUGGAGCAUUGGAGAAACUUACGGGGGAAUCUGCGAGCAAACUGUCUGGUGUAUUCCCAGGCCCGUUAGUUCUACCUGACGAUGAACUAGCGAACAAUCCCAAAUAUCCACCUCAGUCGUUCCGAUCGUGGCUUAACGAACCGCUACGCAAGAACCGCAAACUUAACCAAAAGCGCAAGACGUUGUAUGUUGCAAACACGCCUGAAAUCACAUCCGACGUGAAUUAUAUGAAGAAAUGGCUGGAACCAAAGGUUGAAAAGAGUCCAAAAUCGGCUAGUGGGAAGUUAGAGCUGCCGUCAGAUGAUGCUGUCGAGUAUACGAGAGCGUUUUACCAUGGGUUGUCUGUUGAAGCAUUUCCCACCCAGUUGCAGUUCGUCCCGUGGACAGAGCCAAAGAAGUCGGCAGAGCCAAGCAACGGGACUCAGUACGUUGGCCUUCUCGCAGGUAAUAACUGCACUCGCAUUCGCGCGAGGCCAUCUCCGGAUGGAAUUUUUGGAGGACAGUUAAAUCUCGAGGAUCUUCUUGACGCCGCUAUCGAGAUGGUGCCUAAAGAAGCAUAUUCUAUCAUUCUACUCGUCGAUCACGACAUGUACGAGGACGAGGAGGACGACUUCUGCUGUGGUAGGGCAUAUGGAGGCAACCGCGUGUCGGUAGUUUCUACUGCUCGAUAUCAUCCCUCUCUAGAUGGCCAUGCUGGAAUCGAUUUCGCGCACAUGUGGCCUGCCUCUCAUUGCAAGUCCUAUGUUGACGAUUUCGGCAAGGUAAAGGGCCUCCGACUACACCCCAGGGUGAAUAGUGAGGGGGGAACUAUGUCUGGACCGUUAUGGGUGGCCAUGGAGGCAGCAAGAAGUCUUAAAGAACCCUUAACUCUAGAGGACCGAAAGGGUCUGUGGUUCUCUAGAAUUGCAAGGACGGUGGUGCAUGAGCUCGGCCACUGCCUUGGUUUGGACCAUUGCAUUUAUUAUGCCUGUGUUAUGCAGGGCUCGUCGCGGAUAGCGGAAGAUGUCCGACAACCCCCCUAUCUAUGUCCCGUAUGCUUAAGCAAAGUUUCCUACGCAGUUGCUUGUGAACUAGAAGGGCGGGAUGAGGAUGAUAAGGAAGAAUACAUUAAGGAGCGAUAUAAGUUACUGGCGAACUUUUGCGAGUCGUGGGAACAUGUUGGCAUGUUUGCUGGGUACGGAGCCUGGUUGCGUGCAAGGCUUGAAGACCUUGAACAACAAAAAUAGCGAGAGGAUUUAGUUAUACCCCAUUCACCCAUAUAAAUAGGAGCUAAUUGUUAUAUUUUCUUGGACCGAGUCACAUAGCAUAAUCGCCCGUAUUCGAACGCCAUUAAUAUCGUACCAUUAUUUAAUACGGGUAGGAUUUUGA
This is a messenger RNA of Daldinia loculata, 1735 nucleotides long. RefSeq lists its product as uncharacterized. Bases 211 to 1593 code for a protein of 460 amino acids. NCBI's taxonomy places the organism in Eukaryota, Fungi, Ascomycota, Sordariomycetes, Xylariales, Hypoxylaceae. The record is from RefSeq and is a predicted model, not a curated record. The transcript has a single exon. Gene Ontology annotation, molecular function: metallopeptidase activity. Gene Ontology annotation, biological process: proteolysis.